Molecule: messenger RNA, 541 nt
Organism: Oncorhynchus keta (chum salmon)
Lineage: Eukaryota; Metazoa; Chordata; Actinopteri; Salmoniformes; Salmonidae
Product: COP9 signalosome complex subunit 9
Exons: 3
Coding region: 158-331 (57 amino acids)
Biological process (GO): negative regulation of protein neddylation
Source: RefSeq, a predicted model, not a curated record
UUCCUUGUGAAAGUCCAGGGCAUUAUACUGUUACCAAAGCAGGAAGUGGUGUUACACGGAAAAGGGUCCGGUUUCUAUUGUUUACGUUGCCAGAGAACAUCUAGCUUGACAGCUAGCUAAUAUUCAUUACGGUACCUAGUCAAAAACAGGAAUUAUCAUGAAACCAGCGGUGGACGAGAUGUUCCCUGAAGGCGCGGGGCCUUUUGUGGAUCUAGACGAGGCAGGGGGCAGCAGCGGUCUGCUCAUGGACCUGGCAGCAAAUGAGAAAGCAGUGCACUCAGACUUCUUCAACGACUUUGAGGAUCCGUUUGAUGAUGAGGAUCUGCAGUGAAUGAGGAAGACCCUAUAUACCCAUGAUUACCUGUGUGUGUGUGUGUGUGUGUGUGUGUGUGUGUGUGUGUGUGUGUGUGUGUGAGAGAGAGGGAGAGACAUUAAGAUCGUAAGAACUGUAAAACCAGAACCAUUUCCAUGUUGGAAUUGCUUUUGAAGAUCCGCCCUCAUUUCCACUGUGUUUGUUAAAUAAAGCCUUUUCUAGAAAGCA